Molecule: messenger RNA, 621 nt
Organism: Tetrapisispora phaffii CBS 4417
Lineage: Eukaryota; Fungi; Ascomycota; Saccharomycetes; Saccharomycetales; Saccharomycetaceae
Gene: HTC1
Product: Htc1p
Exons: 1
Coding region: 1-621 (206 amino acids)
Biological process (GO): N-acetylglucosamine metabolic process
Cellular component (GO): cytoplasm
Source: RefSeq, a predicted model, not a curated record
AUGACGUCGGGUCAAAAAAGCAUAACAUGGCAAGAGGUCAAACGCAUAGUGAGUAGCAUGGAACUCUACCAUCUCGUAAGAACUCGCGCCAUGUCCGAGGUUUAUCGCAAAUACCGCGAAGAUAUCAAGGCCAAGGGUCUAAAUUUUGGCGAAAUUCUACUGUUGAAACUCAAUUGGACCCAGGAUGAAUUGAAUUACUUGAACGACGACAAAUAUCCAGCCGAUAACGACAAAAUAGACGCUGCAUUCAGCAAUGCAGAUUUGUACACUCUGCGCUUGAACGACUUCCCGUAUAAUUUCGAAUCUGACGUUCAUCACAUUCUUAUAUGGUCGAAAGUGAAAUUGCCAUUAUACGAAGAGGACUUCACAGAAUCCGCCGCGGAUAAAACAAAAAUUCAGUUACCUUCAAUGAACAAGCAUAUGCAACAGAAGAUCGAAACAUUCUUGCAAAUUAAUGUCGCCGGCAAGUUUGGGAUCCCCAAGGAGAACUAUGUGUGGUUUGUAAACUAUUCAAAACUGCAAAGUGUCAGAUCCAUCUCGCAUAUACAUUUGUUAUUGAAGAAGGAUGAUGAUUUGAUCACAGCAAAGAUAUUCGAGGAGAACUUCGACCCACUGGUCUGA